ACACGGUGACACUCGCACCACGACCGUUCCUCCUUUACAGAGAAAACGAGCUGCACUGAAACAAAAUUCCCCAAGACCGGAGUGAAAACAUUCCCACGUGAUCGAGAAGCAACUCCCUCCCAGCUCUGGGCUGCUCUGAGAGGGUAGGCAGGCUGCCCCGCACACGGUACAGCUUGAAUCCGAGCUCCGCUCCGACACGGCAGCUGUUGUGGAUCAUGACGGGACGAGCGCUGGACGUGAAAUCCGGGGGGUGUCGGAGUUAGGAAGAUUCCGCAGCAGUACAUUUUAUUUAUUUUUAAUUUAUAUUUUUACGACAUACCUUCUUUUCGGAUCAGCCAAAAAAAAAUCAUUAAAAAAAGGAAAAUGCCGGAGCUAAUUAGCGUCGCAGAGUUUGUUAACUUAACGAAUGAGGAUAUCGCCUCUCCGUCUCUCUCCACCUUCCCUUACAAAGUGAGCGACUGCAGGACCACCGUGGCCGCCCUGGAAGAGUCACUGGAAAUGGAUCAGAGUACCCUUCAGAAGAUGAAGAAAAUGGUCAAGGCCAUUCAUUCAACAGGACUUUCUCACGUCGAGAGCAAGGAGCAGUACAUUGAGGUGCUGGAGAACUUGGGCAAUAACCACCUGUCCCAGGACAACAACGAAGUGUCCACCGGCUUCCUCAACCUGGCUGUGUUCACCCGGGAGGUCACGGCACUGCUCAAGAAUCUGAUUCAGAAUCUGAGCAACAUCGUCUCCUUCCCUCUAGAGAACAUCCUGAAGGGAGAGCUGAGAGACGCCAGACAGGAACUGAAGAAACAGAUGGAGAAGAGCUGGAAAGACUAUGACCUGAAAGUUGCGAAGCUGGAGAAGGAGAGGAGAGAGAAGGCCAAGCAGCUGGGCGUUAUAAAGACUGAGGUGUCUCCGGCCGAGAUUGCUGAGGACAUGGAGAAGGAGAGGCGUGUUUUUCAGCUGCAGAUGUGUGAGUAUCUCCUGAAGACACAGGAGCUGAAGGUCAGGCAGGGUCCUGAUCUGCUCCAGAGUCUCAUCAAAUACUUCCAGGCGCAGCUGAAUUUUUUCCAGGAUGGCCUGAAAGCUGCUGAGCACCUCAAUCCUUUCGUAGAGAAGCUGGCGGCCUCUGUUCACACGCUGCGGCAGGCGCAGGACGAGGAGAUGAAGCAGCUGGCCCAGGUCCGGGACUCUCUGAGGGGCUUCCUGCAGGUGGAGGGCAAGGAGGACCACUUGAACAGGAAGAACUCUGGGAAUGGCUACAGCAUUCAUCAGCCUCAGGGGAACAAGCAGUAUGGCACGGAGAAAUCUGGAUUCCUGCUCAAGAAGAGCGACGGGAUCAGGAAGGUGUGGCAGAAGAGGAAAUGUGGAAUCAAAUAUGGCUGCCUGACAAUAUCCCACAGCACGAUCAACAGGCCCCCCGCCAAGCUGAACCUUCUGACCUGCCAGGUUAGGCCCAACCCUGAGGAGAGAAGGACCUUCGACCUUGUGACGCAUAAUAGGACUUACCACUUCCAGGCAGAAGAUGAACAAGAAUGUAUGAUAUGGGUGUCGGUGCUGCAGAACAGCAAGGAAGAGGCCCUCAACGCUGCGUUCAGGGGAGACCAGAGCCAGUUCAAGGACAGCAGCCUGCAGGAGCUGGCGCGGGCCAUCAUCACCGAGGUGCGCCACAUGCCGGGCAACGAGGUGUGCUGCGACUGUGGAGCGCCAGAUCCCACAUGGUUAUCCACCAAUCUUGGGAUCCUAACCUGCAUCGAGUGCUCUGGAAUUCACCGGGAGCUGGGAGUGCACUACUCCAGGAUCCAGUCCCUCACUCUGGACAUGCUCAGCACCUCUGAGCUGCUGCUUGCUGUGAGCAUCGGAAACACAAGGUUUAAUGAUAUCAUGGAGGCAGGAUUACCCAGUGAUUCUGUGAAACCUCUUCCUAACAGUGACAUGAAUGCCAGAAAGGAGUAUAUCGUAGCUAAGUAUGCAGAAAGGCGGUAUGUUCAGAGAAGCGGUGAUGAGGACUCCUACCGGCUGUACGAUGCCAUUAAAAGCAGAGACAUCACCACGCUGCUCCAGAUAUAUGCAGAAGGAGAAGACCUGACCAAACCAGUGACCAUCCCAGAGGGACAGGAUCUUGGCGAGACAGCUCUUCACCUGGCAGUGAGGGUGGCUGAGAAGAGCUCUCUGGCUCUGGUGGACUUUCUCGCACAAAACAGUGGGUGCCUGGAGAAAAAGAUCUCAGAAGGCAACACUGCACUGCAUUACAGCUGCCUGUAUAACAAGACUGAGUGCCUCAAACUGCUGCUGAAAGGAAAGGCAACAUUAAGCACCGUUAACAGCGCCGGGGAGACAGCAUUGGACAUAGCAAAGAGACUUCACCACACACAGUGCGUGGAAUUGCUGGAGCUGGCCCAGGCGGGGAAAUUCAACUCCCAGAUCCACGUGGAAUACAUCUGGGAAACGCAGCAGGAGUACAUGUACGACAGUGAGGAUGAGCUGGAUGAGAGGGUCAGCCCAUUACAGAGGUCUCUGCGCUCCACCAUACCUUCUGGGCCACCUCCGACCCGCUGGAGCUAUACCAACACCAGCAUCUCCAAUAAGACCUACGAGAACAUUGACUUCCUGUGUCGAAGCCCAGCCUCCAACAGCUCCCCCUCUGAGCCCCCACCACUGCCUGCCAAAAGCAUCCAGAGAGUGCGCCGCUCCUCGAACCCCCUCUCGCAGCGCCACAGCCCCCCCGCGCAGGACGGCCAGGCGCCCCGGACGCAAGCCGCCCCCAGGUCCCCCCGCAACGGCGUGCUGCGCAGCCAGAGGCAGACGGUUUUCUGGGAGAGCCAACCCCAGCAUGAUGGCCGCAAGGCAGCAGGAGACCCGGGGUCCAGCCCCACUGGCUCAGAAAACCGGCUGUCUGGGAAGUGUGCGGUCACCUCGACGAGCUGCGCGGAAAGCCAGGAGGAGCUGUACAGCGGCCUGAUGGCAAACCCGCCCGCCUCGCCGCCCAUCCCUGUUCCCGUGCCACGCCCAAGGAGGAACGCCAUGGUAAAGCCGAGGCAGAAGAGGGUCCAAGCCCUGGUGGACUGCAAGCCGGUCAGCACAGAACAGCUGGCAUUUUGCAAGGACGAGGUGAUCGUGGUGACUGGAGUGGAGGACGCACACUGGUGGGUGGGUCACAUCGUUGGAGACACAUCGAGGACAGGAACAUUCCCAGUGAAUUACGUACACAUGUUGCCAGAUUAGCAUUUCCAAGCUCUUCACACCAGAGGGCACCGACAACCACAGACCAGAGUCAGGUGGGGGAGCAGGAAAUGGGACACCAGCUUUUCGACUGCACCAGCAGUCUGGUCAGCAUGGAUGAAUGUAUAAGACCAGAAAAGGAAAGAAAACUGUAUUUUUAGAUUGUGAAUAAGAUUGGACAACCAGCAGUUUGGUUGUUGAUCUCCAUUAGUAUGCAGACGUUUUUUGUGCAUUUUUUAUAAGCUUCAGAAAGUCCAUAUCGCGUCCUCCUGACCUUUUGCCCUGCAGUAGCCUUUGUGUGACGCAAGUUGUGAACUAUGAGAUCUGAUCUCUCAUGCCAGCCUUCCUCUCUGGCAAGAGGAUGUGUGCUGAUGGGAACACUAGAUCUUUGCUUCCCAAAAAAACUCCAACCUGACCCGUGUCUGCACAUCUUCCUACUUCAGUUUGACCUGCCUGCUUGGAAGUGAGAAACAUCACUGCUCGUCAGCCACUUAUCAGCACCCUUGCUUCUCCUAGACAAAUACGACAGUCUUUGCCUGGAUGGACCAAAGAAAGUCUCUGCAGUCUCUGUCCUGCUUGUUGGGAAGUGUAUGUUUUCAGUUGACAAGACAAACGUGAAUAAGACCCUGAAGAAUAGUACAAAAUGGAAAUGUGGGCAAAUACUGCUCACAAGGGAGGAAGAGUCAUGUUUGGAUUUUCUCACUCAUCAUACAUCCUCUUCAAAACUGCACAAAAAGUCUUAAAAACAACUUGGAAGUUCUCCAUUUACAACUGGUGCAGUGGAGAAAUCUCACGUGCUGUGGCCCAUACCAGUUGACUGGGUGGUAUUCAUCAAUGACCUAUAGGAAUACAUAGGGUACUCUGUACUAAACGAGUACAGAUGUGUCUUGUGAUAUUUGCGAAAGCACACAGUGCUUAUUUUACUGUAGAUAUUUGACAUAGGAGAAGCAAGCAAUCUUCCUUAAUGUCUUUGACGUUAGUGACUGAAUUCUUUGGUAUGAUUGCUCAGCAAAAACGAAAAAGGACAGAAAUGGCUGUCUGCUUCAGAGCUGGAGUUGUAGCUUAUUUCAGACUGAAAGCCCACUGCUCUGUGUGCCACACUGUGGCAGCUUGCUCAUGGGGUUUGUCGAGAUGCUCAGCCUCAGUUUAAGAUCUCUCCUGACUGAUCCCUGAACUAUGAACUGUCUCAAAAAAUAACUGUCACUAGGAAAAGUAAACAGAAUUGGUUGCUCUUCAUCAAAUGUUUAUGUUUCUGAGCCAUUUGCUUUGUUACAAGGCAGGAAUUGAUCCUUUAAGCAAUGGCAAAUUAGAUCAAAGUGCCAUCAGGUGUGGUAGGGAUUGUCACCAGAUUACCAAAACUUCAUAUCAUUAUCUUCACCCUAUAUUGGGACUGCAGGUAAAUGUUUGAUACUAUUUUUUGUACUCAAGCUGCAGUGGUUACAGGGGUGAUCCUUAUUGAAAGAGCCCCAUGCUGAUAUGGAAAAUCUGGCUCCAACAUAAAAGCAUAGUGUUGAUCUCAAGCUGCUGAAUGUUUUAAUUUUGUCAGAUCAUUUCAUUAGACUUGGUCUCUGAGUCAGCCUUUUAACUAGAGAUAUGAAAUCCACUUUAGUGGAAUGACUUUCUUCGUGGGAAGUUAUUUCUAAAAAUCCUUAAAAAUCCAGAAUUUUCCAAAAUCCCAUGCUAAAGACUGUGCUAAUAGCCUAGCACAUUUCAAGGUGCUACCUGUCUGUGAAAGACUGCCUUUGUUCUUAUUUUGCUGGUGCACCUCAUUGAAAUAAUUUUUUUCAAAGUGUGUAUCUUUUUUAUUAAAAAAUGCUUCAUCCACUUGAUGAGUGAAUUGGUCCUUCAAUAAGCUGUGUGCUUAACUAAUUUCCAGUAACCCUUUCCAGUAAACCUGAUCCCAGUGAUAAUGACAUAAUGAACAGUCUGUAAAAAGCAACAUUUGCGAGCACUGCUCAACAAGACGUCUUUCAUCGUUUCAAUGAAACACUGACCUGACUGCUCAUUAUGUUCAGCACAAUUGUUGAGUUAACACAUAUCAUCCUAGAUCAUCAUUUUCUAUGGUGAAAAAAAUCGAUAAGCACAAAAACUGUACUUCGUUAUUCUACAUAGAAUGUGGGUUAUUUAAAAUGUCAUUUGUUUCAGUAUAUUUUAAUUAUGUGAUGAGUUGAUAAAGCCCCUCAGCAAGCUGUUGGGCUGUUGGAUUCUUGGAGUAACACUAUGCCUUUGCUGAGUACAACAUUCAAGUGUCCUGCUAUCAAUAACACUUGUGCCCCAAAGUUCUUAAAAUGCAUGCGUUUGCAGCAAGAUGUGCCUUGUGUUUCACCUAUUGAGAACUAAAAAUGCUGUCAAAAUGCCUCUGCAUUUUGUCUCUUCUGCACUAAACAGUUUCCUCGGAUUUCAGCUUGUGCUGCUGGAAUGGGCUGAAGUCCCAUGAUUCAAUGGUUUUUCGUUGGUUCUCUCAACUGUAUGUCCUCCGUCUGUCAGCAUCUUUAUCUUGUAAGUGACCAGCUCUUCCUGCGGACAUUUAGAAUGAGUAAAUAACCAGAACUGCCUGAUUUUCCAAAUCCUAAGCACAUAGUCUCCUUUCUUCCCGACAGCUGUCUGCAGUGAAUUGUGUGUCUAUAUAGAGAAUCUUUAUUCCCAGAUGUAUCUAUAAUAUGAUGUAUCUAAAUAUCUGCCUAUUGGUACAGCACAUACAAAUCUGAAGGAUGCGCUGGUAUUUGGCCCAGGAUAACAUUUGGAGCAAGGGUUUUGAGGCCUGCAUAAAGCCUGUGUUUAACUAAUGGCAUGUGGUCCUGCAGUUUAGUUUAGUUUAAGUUCACCAUAAAGCAAUUUAGAUGCAAUUUAAUGGUUUAGAAUAUUCUACUUUAAACAAUCCAUACACUGUCAUAGCACUAGUUUUGCAAACCAACAGUUAUUAUUUUUAAUCUGUAUAUACUUUUACAGACCUCAUUAGGGUGUACAGUACCUCAUUGACUUGGAUUAGGAGUGAUGUGUAUUGACGUUUGUCUGAUGGAUCCCAGAGCAAAAGUGGGCACGAUAUAAUUUGAUUCAUUGGACUAGUGUACAACAAAGUCUUCACAUUCAUGAGGAUUCAGUCGUAGCCAAAUUCACAUAUAACAUAUUAGUCCACUCCAUAGCCCUGCAUAAGGUAUUACAGUAUAUACAGUAGUUUGUUAGACAUAAGUAACCUUCCCUUAUAUGAUAAUUAAA
Messenger RNA from Lepisosteus oculatus (spotted gar), 6423 nucleotides. NCBI's taxonomy places the organism in Eukaryota, Metazoa, Chordata, Actinopteri, Semionotiformes, Lepisosteidae. The record is from RefSeq and is a predicted model, not a curated record.